UAUACUGGUACUUAUACCACUGAACUGAUACUAAUUAAGACUGUCCUUAAUAUACCAAUACUCAUACUUACUUGAUCAUGAAAUAUAAUUCUGGCACAAGCAACACAAUAAACAUUUAAAUCAGUCAACAAAAUAGGAACUUUCUAUUAGUAGCCAAAAGUUGUGUUACAAAAUGGGUUGCAAAAUCAGGAAAAUGCCAACAACAAUGCCAAAAGCAAUAAAUUAUCCUUCGAAUGUGAAUAAACAUAAAGUCUUCACAAUUUUUUUAAGCCUAAACAGGACAUAUGGUUACUAGUACCACUCCACUGGUACAUGUACCACUCCACUGGUACACGUACCACUCCACUGGUACACGUACCACUCCACUGGUACACGUACCACUCCACUGGUACACGUACCACUCCACUGGUACAUGUACCAGUCCAUUGGUGCGUUUCCUCUGCCGCCUAGUGGUACCACCCUCACCUUCAGAUUCUGUCGCAGCUUUUACCACUGUUCACCACUGUUCAAACUCUCCACUUUCACUCCACUGGUACACGCACCACUCCACUGGUGCAUGUACCAGUCCAUUGGUGCGUUUCCUCUGCCGCCUAGUGGUACCACCCUCACCUUCAGAUUCUGUCGCCGCCACUUAGGGUUGAUCGAAUCUCUACCGUGGAAGGACGGUGGUCAACAGGAAAAGAUCAAGCGCAGGCCGUGGAUAAGAGGAAGUCGUUAGAAGGUGAUGUUUGGGAUGGAAGACGGAGGACGGCAGACGGCCGACGACAUGGAUGGUUGGACCUGUUGUAAGGGCGGCGGGGAUAUCCCCUGCGUGUUUUCCUCCUCCGACGAGCAACCCACCAGGCGGGUUGGAGGCGAUCCCACUGCGACGCUGCCCGAUGUUUCCGAUUGCGAAGGGUUGCGGCCGGGUUCUAAAGUCGAUGGUUCGGGACGAAAGACAGACGACUUCCGACGGGAGGGAUGGUUUACGGCGGCGAUUUGAUGAGUCGGCGGCGAAGGGUUGCUUGCGGGUUCUGAAUCCAGAGAUAUAGAAGGGGAAGGAAACUGAAACGGUGAAAUUAAAAAAAGGUAAGGGGGAAUGAAUAAUUAUGAGUGGGGGAAGGAACCCCCUAUUUACUUCUUUCUCUUUUUUGAUGUAAUUAAUUACUGAAUUAAUUACCAAUUAACAACUAUUUGCAAUGACCAUUAGAUUAAGACUAUCUAAAAUGGACGGUAAACAAAGUGGGUGUCGAAAAUCACUACCCCUUUAGGGGUAGUCAAGCUAACCGAACCCGGUAUAUAAUGAAUAGAGUUAGAUUAA
This is a messenger RNA of Linum trigynum, 1300 nucleotides long. Lineage: Eukaryota; Viridiplantae; Streptophyta; Magnoliopsida; Malpighiales; Linaceae. The record is from the annotation of a GenBank genome assembly.